This is a messenger RNA of Rhizoctonia solani, 2328 nucleotides long. Its product is annotated as O-FucT domain protein. Gene Ontology annotation, cellular component: U5 snRNP; precatalytic spliceosome; U4 snRNP. The transcript has 13 exons. The record is from RefSeq and is a predicted model, not a curated record. Gene Ontology annotation, molecular function: RNA binding. Bases 1 to 2328 code for a protein of 775 amino acids. Gene Ontology annotation, biological process: RNA processing; spliceosomal snRNP assembly. Lineage: Eukaryota; Fungi; Basidiomycota; Agaricomycetes; Cantharellales; Ceratobasidiaceae.
AUGAGCGGACAUCUGAGGCUCACGGGCCAUCGACGCUCUAGCUCGCCCAUAUCCGCGUACUCAGACAAUUUUGAGCUUAUGCAGCCGCGACCACCCUCGAUUGGCGCGAGAAUACGCAACGUUACACGUUAUGGCGGCGAUGGCGACGAAAUUAUUGCUCCUCCUCCUCCUUCGAAUGAAAUACUUCCCGGCCGACGCGACUUCAAGGACUACGAGGAAAGAAUGCGGAAUAUGCCUCAGCAUAAUCCCGAUUUGCCCCCGCCUGCUGGUCGAAAUGGCCGUUAUGUCCGCUUUCGAAAUCAGGUUUAUGGACUUGGCUGGAAUAAUAUUCUUCAGGAGAUCUUGCUUAAUACCCACGUAGCGCACAAAGCGGGGCGCGCUUAUGUCCAUAUACCCUUCCAUGCAGCAGCCCACCCAGCAAUGGGUCUUGGCUCAAAAGCACCCUGGAUACCUCUUAACGCAUUUAUGGAUGCACCCACUGCGGGUGGUGUCUGGCCAGGAGGAGACCCCACACCCCGCGCAGUGUCUGAGGAGUGGUAUGAUACGAUUUGUCCCAAGGGGGAUCGUGUUGUAUUGGAUACGGAAAAAGUGGCAGGGCACUUGAAGGAGUCGGACGCGCAAACUCUUAUCGAUUUUUGGGCCCAAAAGCUCAAGGAUAUGGACGAUAAAUGUGUUGAAAUAGAUGGACGAGAGCAGGUGUUCAAUUUCUACCUCACUGGUUCGACCCGCGUUUUGUCCGCUUUUGAUGAAUUCUCCAAAUCAGCAACCAUGCAAAUGCUCAAAUGGUCCGACCUCGUCGUCGGAGCUGUCAAACGAAACUUUGCACUGAUUAGUCCAGUGAAACAGCGCAAUUCUCGGCCGUUGAUUUUCUACCCUGAAGGAAAGAUCGAAGGUCUCCUCGCGAUGCAUGUCCGACGAGGCGAUUACUCCUACCACUGCACGCAUUUCGCGAAUUGGUCGUCUACAUACACGUCAUGGGCACUCUUGCCCCAACUGCCCGACGCCUUUAAAAUUCCUGAGGGGGCUGGAGGCGGACAAGCUACACCCGAAGCCGUGGCGGAAUAUCAUCGCGUAUGCUGGCCUACUAAUGCGCAGAUUGUCGAGCGUGCUCGGCUGAUGCGCAAGUUGCACCCCGGCCUGGAUAGAAUAUACAUCCUCACAAAUGGCAAACCGGAUUAUUUGGCGAAGCUCAAGGAGGAUUUGAGAGCUGAUGGGUGGAAAAAGUUGUCUACGAGCCAGGAUAUGACGUUGAAUUGGCAAGAGAUGUGGGUUUCGCAGAGCAUAGAUAUGUCUAUUGCUCAGAGGGCUGAGGUGUUUAUUGGGAAUGGGUUCUCGACAUUAUCAAGCAACGUCGCGAUGUUGAGGUUAUCAAGAGGUCUUCCUUUCAACUCGCUCCUGCACGAAGCGCUCGGGCACAUUAUCACCGUCGAGCUCAAAUCAGGCGCGUUGUAUCGCGGGAAACUGGCAGAUGCCGAAGACUCGCUCAAUAUCUCGUUAAAGGACAUCACUGUCACCGGAAGAGAUGGAAAGGUCUCUCAGUUGGACCAAGUGUACAUUCGGGGGAGUAUGGUGAGGUUCUUUAUUGUUCCGGAUAUGCUCCAGAACGCGCCAAUGUUCAAGCGAGUUGGCCCGAAUGCCAUGAAGGGAAGGGGUAUCGGAACAGCUCGUGGUCGUGCUACCAUCAUGCGCGGAUGUUACAAGAAACAUAAGAGUGAUUCGGAGGCAUGUGCUACUGCGUCGGCGGCAGUACAAGCAGUUCUCCAGCCCCCAGCUCAAGGUAUCGUGGAGGGUUCUGUUUAUUGCGGACAGUACUCUGAACCUGUGCGAACAAUAGUCUCGGAUACUAAACCAGACGAGCCCAAAACUGAACCCAAGGUCGAAGAAGAGCAGCUUCCGGACCCCAAACCGUUGCGCACUCUUGAUUCGCUGAAGUGGCCAUACGUGCCUGAACCGCCCUCGUACGUCGACCCGGUAACGAAGAACGAUCCUAAGCCAUUGACUCUACCACAAUACGAAGCCAUUGCAACUUCACUCGACGUCAGGAAGGUCUUAGCUGAUAAUCCAGAUAUGCAUGGGUUGCUCAGGUCUAUCGAUAAACUUUAUGGACCAUUGAGGCAGCAGGCUAUAGAAGAGGUAUUGGGUGUUGGGACAAGUAGCGAACAGCGACAUGGGACACGGGCUCCCACACAUGAUGCACUGGCACGACUAAGGCAAGAAGGGGAUGCAGAAGCCAAUGCGCGCGCUUUACGACAACUAUCCGAGGCUAUCGAAAAGGCUAUCGGGGUGGGAGAUGAACAGCGCGGGUUAGCCUGGGAAGAAGGCGAAUAG